This is a messenger RNA of Symbiodinium sp. CCMP2592, 996 nucleotides long. Lineage: Eukaryota; Dinophyceae; Suessiales; Symbiodiniaceae. The record is from the annotation of a GenBank genome assembly.
AUGAAGGUAAUCGGCAAGGGCUCCUAUGGCAAGGUGAUGCUUGUGCGGCACAAAGCCGAAGGAGAGGACCAUGUCUAUGCAAUGAAGAUGCUCAGAAAGGAGAACGUGAUAAAGCGUAACCAAGUAGAGCACACGAAGACGGAAAGAAACGUCUUAGAGGCUGUGUCUCAUCCAUUCAUCGUGACUCUAUAUUACGCUUUUCAGACUCCAAAGAAGCUGUACUUCGUGCUGGAGUACUGCCCUGGUGGAGAGCUUUUUUUCCACCUCAGCCGAGCAGGGCGCUUCUCAGAAGGCCGUUGCAGGUUCUAUACGUCUGAAAUUAUGCUGGCGAUUGAAUAUUUGCACAGGCUGAACAUCAUUUAUCGCGACCUGAAGCCCGAGAACAUUUUGCUAGACGCUGAAGGCCAUGUGAAACUCACGGACUUUGGCCUCAGCAAGGAAGGGAUUGAGGACAAUUUUUCAGCAAAAUCUAUGUGCGGUACCCCUGAGUACCUCGCACCGGAAAUUCUAGACAAGCGGGGCCACGGCAAGGCUGUCGAUUGGUACUCCUUGGGUGCACUGAUGUACGAGAUGCUCACCGGGCUGCCUCCGUUCUACACGCGAGACAGGGACAAGCUCUUUGAGCGCAUCCGGCGGGGCGACCUGACGUAUCCGUCCUACAUCACAUCCAUUGCCAAAAACCUUCUUCAGCAGCUCCUCAUGGGAGAUCCAACCAAAAGACUUGGUGGUGGCCCCAAAGACGGAGAGGAGGUGAAGCUUCAUCCUUUUUUUUCGGGACUCGAGUGGAAUGCCAUACAACAGCGAAGAGUAACGCCGCCAUUCAAGCCCAACAUUGCCGAGGGUGGCGACGUGAAGUAUUUCGACAAAGAGUUCGUCGAUCUCCCAGUCGUGAAUUCUGAAGUCGCCGAUGGCGCCCAUCUGCGAGACAUAAACCACUUCGAGGGCUUCACGUACCAAGCCAAUGACCCCGAAGAUCGUGCGAUGGCCGACGGCUAA